Molecule: messenger RNA, 1819 nt
Organism: Cloeon dipterum
Lineage: Eukaryota; Metazoa; Arthropoda; Insecta; Ephemeroptera; Baetidae
Product: potassium channel subfamily K member 18-like
Exons: 4
Coding region: 18-1538 (506 amino acids)
Biological process (GO): potassium ion transmembrane transport; stabilization of membrane potential
Cellular component (GO): plasma membrane
Molecular function (GO): potassium ion leak channel activity; outward rectifier potassium channel activity
Source: RefSeq, a predicted model, not a curated record
UGCUAGUCGCGCUCCCGAUGGCCUCCUCGAGCAGCCAGCGUUCGUGCCAGCAACAACAGCGGCACGGCAAAAAGCAGCCGUCUACUGGCUGCACCUCCUCCAGGGUCUGCAGAUGCGUCAGGGUCUUCUUCGGUCACCUUUUCUCCAACCUCGGCCUCUUCGCCAUCGUCGUCGGCUACGUGCUCCUUGGUGCGCUCAUGUUCGAAAACCUAGAGGCUGAGUUUGAGUUGCAGCAGAGGGGAAACAUCAAGAGGUACAGGGACGACUGCCUGAAGGAACUCUGGCAAAUUACAGAGCGGUUAAACGUGCUGUACGAACAAAAUUGGACGCAACUCGUGCAUGAACAGCUGAGACGGUUCGAAACUAACGUCGUGGCGGCUGCCAAGCUCGAGGGUUACGACGGAAAAGAUCUUUUAGACUCUGAGAGGCAGUGGUCCUUCAGCGGUGCUCUCUUGUACUCCGUCACCGUCAUCACUACAAUCGGUUACGGAAAUCUGGCACCAAAGACUCCGGCCGGCAAGAUCCUGACGAUAAUCUACGCCGUGUUCGGAGUGCCGCUGAUGCUGCUGUGCCUGUCCAACCUGGGCCAUUUGCUGGCCAACACGAUCCAGUUCGCCUACUCGCACGUGUGUUGCAGCCUGCAGCGCGGCAGGAGCGCGUCCAGGAGGCGCAGACAUACGCCGUGUCGGCACGUGGGGAAUGCGCAGUGCACCGCCGAGGAGGGCGUCUCGCCGACCGCCAUCGUGACCAUUCCGCCCCCGGAGCAGUUCAAGAAGCGGCCUCCGCCGCCUCCGCCGAGACUCACGCCUCUCAAGCCCAAGCUGCUGGCCCAGGACGUGAGGCAGCUGCUGGUCGAGUGCGCAGAGUACACGGCCGCGCAGGCCGCUGAGUCGGCCGCUUCGCACAAAAUGCUGCACGAACUCCGCCACACCGACCACACUGCCCUGGACGACGAAGACUGCUUGGACUCCGCCUCUAGAUACCACAGUUCGUUGGAGCGGAACGCGAACACGCCGACGAAGCAGCCGUUGAUCCAGUGUUCGCCGCCGGCGUCGGUGCCAUCGACGACGAUGUCGAGUCUGCAGCAGCGACAGUCGUGCUCGAUGGAGCUGCCCGCACCGGGGUCGGCGUGUUCGAGCGACAACAGCUCCGAGAGGAGGUCGUCGUCGUCAUCGUGCGAGGCGGAGAGCAACAACAAGCGGCGGCGAGUGCCGGUGACGCUGGUGCUGGUCAUCCUCAGCGGCUACAUCUGCCUGGGCGCGACGGUGUUCGCCGCCUGGGAGGACUGGUCGCUGCUCGACGGCGCCUACUUCUGCUUCAUCACGCUGUCCACGAUCGGCUUCGGCGAUCUGGUGCCUGGCAAGUCGUUCCAGCGGGCGGCCAACCCGGACGGCGGCCAGAUCCAGCUGGUCGUGUGCUGCGCCUACCUGCUCGUCGGCCUCGUGCUCAUCGCCACCGCCUUCUCGCUCGUGCAGGAGGAGGUCGUCCUCAAGUGCACAAAAGCCGCCCGCUGGAUCGGCAUCUCCACCAAGAAGUGAUGGCCGACAAAGAACCAAGUCCGGCCGACUCGAAUUCUUUCACUCUUGCAUCGACGCGUGUCUCGCGUUUAUUUCUUGUUUACUUCCGUGCCACGCAGCUACACGCAGUGAUUUUUUGACAUUAAUUCGUUUAUGCACAUUUUUGCAAUUCACCAGUUGCAUAAACCCUAAGUGUUCGAAGCCGCCAACAGAUGGCGCCACCGUAGACUUUCGCUUUUAAGACACUUCCGCUGCGAUUUCAGACUCAAUCUAGCUAUUUUGCUUUUUUUUAAUUAAUUUGC